AUGACGUCAAGUCAUCUGGCGGACAACACGCCCAGGUCACUGAGCGAAAGCUGGGCAACACUGAGCGCUUCUGACGUUCAUUCUGAGGAUGGCAGCCGCUCUGACCAAACCGACGUUGGGUCUCUAAUCGAUCAAGCCGGGCCGGAUGAUGUUGCGAGUCUCGAUGAGCAGUAUAGCAGCAGCGAGGUUGAUGGGAACGAAGACGACGACUAUGACUCGAAAAGUAACGUUUUUGGAUCUCAGGCACUACCCGCGCUUUUCCCUCAGGUCAGAGGCUCUAUUGAUGAUAGUAACAUAACCACGAAGGCUGCUUUUCGUCAACCAACCGAGUCGAUAGAGUUUACCGAGCCUGAAAAAUGGCCCGAAGUCGAACAGGUGGAACUGAAACACACCAUACGUAUGUUUGAAGGAAUCGAGGCCGAUGAGAUUAAGAGUCAGUUCGCUAUAAACCUGCAGGACUCUAUUCUUACAGCCACCGUUCAACAAACUAUGACGAAGAAGAGUCUUGACACCGAUAAGCCGUUCCGUGUGCUCUAUAUCGGUGAUCCUGAGUUUCGAAACAUCAUCCUCGAUAAAAUCGGGGAUAUAUCAUGUUGUACCGACAUCGUUCGGGACCGGCGCAGUCCUAAUUUCGCUGAGCUCCUUCCAAUCCAUGUCCAACUUAUUGUUGACGAGUGCCCUGGAGCUUCUAUUGGCUUUCGGAACGAUAACCCCGACACUAUUAGGUUGGAUUUCAAAAACCGGCCUUCAUGCACGUCUUUCUGGACCGGGGGCGAGUAUUGCGUCUCAUCCUCAACUGAAUGGACGCUUCCUGAUGUAGCAAUUCUUUUCUUAUCCAGCAGAGAUUCUGCGACUAUGAUGGAGACCCAAAAGCUGGCCCGCAUGUUCAUGGAAAGGCAUGGCAUUCCGACUAUGAUUAUAUCCGAGACACCGCUCUGGGAUCUGGCCAAAUCAAUUCCUCUGAACCAUCAUAGCCUCCACAUGUGUCUGGAGUCUCGUCAUUCGCUGACUGGGAAAGUCACAGUCCUACGAAGGUAUCCUAUUGAUCUAGCGACUUUUGAGAGUAUCACGCCCGGGCAACUCAAUAGGAAUCUUGCCUCCUUGGUGAGCAUCUAUGCUAAGAAUUCUAACAACGUCACCCUGGAAAAUACAGGCAACUUUCAAAGGAAGUCACUCUUCGCUGUGGAGAAGUGGACCACGAGAAUGCCCUUCAUCCCUUACCUGAAUGACGACCGGGAGUUGACACCUGUGCUGCGUUUAAUCGCCCUCACCGUUCUCUUAAGCGUAGCUACCAUUUUAGCGCACUCAGCUUUGCGUGCUACUUCAAUUCUAUUCUCUCAAAAAUUUCCUCAAUCGGUUAUUUCCAAUAUUGUAUCCAAUGCCCCGAGCAGUACUUCUACCAGUAUCAUCACAGAAAAUGAUUUAAAACAAACUUCACUUUCUACACUGUCUUCAUCGGCGACCGAUGUCCAAGUUUUGGGGAACCAGCCCCAGGGUUAUUCUCAGUUGGACAACCUGAUGAGCGGACUGCUGUCCCCUCCUAAGAAGCAGGAGUCCGGUGGCUUUGAGAUUCAGGUUGUUGGCGAUUGCCACCUUGUGAUAAAGCCACCCAAUAUCACGUUGACUGGGAAAAAAAGGCCAAAAUUCGAUGUUCAAGUGAGUCGAGGAGCCAAAGCGCUCGAAUAUGAACUCUCUCGAUUAUUUGAUGGGGUAUACACACUCAAGCUUGAUCGAGGGGAUGCGUACGGGAUAGUAAACGUCACAGUCACUAUGGCUUCGAGGCCUCCUCUCCACCAAACCACAUCGGUAGACUUUGGAACCCCGUGGCUGAAGAUCACAAAUUGGAGGCGGGCAGCGCAGGUAAUCUCAUCCCAGUUUAUGGGAGAUUUCAACACUGCGCAAGUUGGAUUAUCAGAAGUAUACAGUCGUCUUUGCACUGAUUUGCAAGUCCUUAUGGGGGAUGUUGUAAAAAAAACCCAUCUUUUACGCCGAGAAGCAAACGUUCUCCGCCAUGGCACUGGACAACUUUCUGAGAAAAAAGACGUGGUUAUCGCAAGGUCCAAGCAGCUUUCUGAAGUCGUCAGACGUACUGCUGUCCAUCCAUUCCUCGCUGUCUCAUCAGUCCUGCAGGAAAAGACCAUCAAAGUAAACCAGGAGACCCGGGAGAUUAUCAGUGAUACAUGGCAUCGAUUUAGCAACCAAGCGCAAGGAUUUGAACUCAAAUCUGUGAAGAACCAUAUUCGAAAUGCGAGGAAGAGCCAUGCGUUAGACAAGGCCCAGCGGAGAGCUAAGCGCUUGAUGAGGCGAAAGUGCCAACACUCUGAAUGUUUGUGA
Molecule: messenger RNA, 2334 nt
Organism: Aspergillus nomiae NRRL 13137
Lineage: Eukaryota; Fungi; Ascomycota; Eurotiomycetes; Eurotiales; Aspergillaceae
Exons: 2
Coding region: 1-2334 (777 amino acids)
Source: RefSeq, a predicted model, not a curated record